AUGUGGAUUAUUUUUUAUACUAUCGCUCUUUUUGUUUCAAUAACUGAAGCUAUACCACGAACUGAUGUAACGGUUUCCGGUUUAUCUUCCGGUGCUGCAAUGACAGCUCAGUUACAUCUUGUCUUUUCAUCUACAAUCAGUGGAAGUGGUAUUCUUGCCGGCCCUCCAUAUUAUUGUGCUGAAGGUAGUUCGACUAGAGUUAAUACUUGCUUGUAUGGUCCAACUACAUUGAUUCCUAUCGAAAAACUUACAAGUCAAUUACAAUCAUAUGUUUCAGCUGGUAUUGCUGAUCCAACAUCAAAUCUUAAAAAUGAUCCAGUAUAUAUAUUUUCUGGUAGAUUUGAUCCUGUAGUUUUUCCAGAUGUUGUUAAACUCAAUGAAAACAUUUUUUCGUCAUUUGAUACUAAUAUAAAAACAAAUUACGAGAUGCGAGCUACUCAUGGUUUUAUGACAGAUAAUUUUGGUGGGCUAUGCGAAUUUCCUGAUUUAAAAUACUUUAUUAAUAAUUGUUUGGCUUAUGAUGUGUUAAAUCACAUAUUUGGUGGAAAUCUUACUAAACCUACAAAACAAGUGCCACUUACGGGUCAAUUUGUUAUUAUUGAACAACCAGCACUUAUGAAUCCAGAAUCAAUUAAUAGCACAAAUUCAAAAAAGAUAGAUAUCUUUUCAUACUGGGCAAAUUGGUUAAAAAAUUCAGCGGCUACGCAUAAACCAUCAUUUCAAUUACAGCCACUUAAACUUCCUGGUUUAACUGAAACCUCAUCGAUUGGUGCGUCUGGUUUUGAUAAAGAAGGUUAUGUUUAUUAUCCAACAAACUGUACUCAAGGAAAGAAAUGUCCAAUUCAUGUAGCUCUUCAUGGAUGUCUACAAGGUAAAUGGCGCAUUGGUGAUGUAUUUGCUAAGAAAACGGGUUACUUGGAAGUUGCUGAACUUAAUAACGUAAUUAUAUUAUUUCCACAAAUUAUUGCAACACAGACUGAUCCUUCAAAUAAAGAUGGUUGUUGGGAUUGGUGGGGUUAUGGUUCUCCUAAUUAUGCUAGUAAAUUAGGCGCACAAAUGGCAGGUGUUAAGAAAAUGAUUGAUAGCUUAAGAGCUAUUAAUGCUGCUUUAAAUGCUUAA
This is a messenger RNA of Rotaria socialis, 1119 nucleotides long. NCBI's taxonomy places the organism in Eukaryota, Metazoa, Rotifera, Eurotatoria, Philodinida, Philodinidae. The record is from the annotation of a GenBank genome assembly.